AUGUCGUCCAAGUCCCAAUUGACCUACGCUGCCCGUGCCAGCAGCCACCCCAACCCGCUGGCCCGCCGGCUCUUCCAAGUCGCUGAAGCCAAAAAAAGCAACGUGACUGUCUCUGCCGAUGUAACUACUACCGCGGAGCUCUUGGACCUGGCCGACCGCCUGGGACCCUACAUUGCCGUGAUCAAAACCCAUAUCGACAUUCUCUCGGACUUUAGUGAGGCAACAAUCACCGGCCUCAAGACCCUCGCCGAGAAGCACAACUUCCUCAUCUUCGAAGACCGCAAAUUUAUCGACAUCGGCAACACCGUCCAAAAGCAGUACCACCAGGGCACCCUCCGCAUCUCUGAGUGGUCCCACAUCAUCAACUGCAGCGUCCUGCCGGGCGAGGGCAUCGUCGAAGCGCUGGCACAAACCGCCCAGGCCCCCGACUUCCCCUACGGAUCUGACCGUGGCCUACUCAUCCUGGCGGAGAUGACGUCGAAGGGAUCGCUCGCGACGGGUGCAUAUACGUCCGCAUCAGUCGACUAUGCGCGCAAGUACCCCAGCUUUGUGCUCGGCUUUGUGGCAACGAGGGCGCUCGGUGAGGUUGAGAGUGAGGUGGCGAAGAAGGAGGAUGAGGAUUUUGUGGUUUUUACGACGGGCGUGAAUCUAGAGUCCAAGGGGGAUAAGCUUGGACAGCAGUAUCAGACGCCACAGUCGGCUAUUGGGAGGGGUGCGGACUUUAUUAUUGCUGGGCGCGGCAUCUAUACGGCUGCUGAUCCGGUUGAGGCGGCGAAGAAGUAUCAGCAGCAGGGGUGGGAGGCGUAUCUGGCGCGUGUGGGUGGUAGCCAAUAG
Messenger RNA from Penicillium canariense, 834 nucleotides. It is a transcript of the gene pyrG, whose product is annotated as orotidine-5'-phosphate decarboxylase pyrG. The transcript has 2 exons. The record is from RefSeq and is a predicted model, not a curated record. Lineage: Eukaryota; Fungi; Ascomycota; Eurotiomycetes; Eurotiales; Aspergillaceae. Bases 1 to 834 code for a protein of 277 amino acids. Gene Ontology annotation, molecular function: orotidine-5'-phosphate decarboxylase activity. Gene Ontology annotation, cellular component: cytosol. Gene Ontology annotation, biological process: 'de novo' UMP biosynthetic process; 'de novo' pyrimidine nucleobase biosynthetic process.